AUGGCUGAGAAUUACAUCCUGCGCAUCACAGCUGGUCCUCAUUAUGACCCGAGCCAACAGGUCGAGGUUCCAGUCAACACUGCCAAGCCCAUCACCAUCAAGAGCGACCGCGCCGAUAUUGAACUCAACAUCCGCAUCAACGACUACAAGGGUCUGCCAAGAAACUCACCCUCAACAUCUCCCUACUUUUCAACUGAGCCUCACGCCUACAACCGGGAUCAAUACAGCAUUUCAUUCCGUUUCACACCAAAGAAACCUUCUAGCGGCGACACUGAUGACGCCUCCGGGAUCAAGGCCACCGACUUACAAUUCGGCAAUGACUUUGACCACCCUAUUCGAGACCGCCUACCACCAGGAUUUAACACGGCUAUGGGCAUAGUUCGAUGGUGGAUUGAUCCUGGUCUGGACGGCGACGCUUACGCCGAUAAACCUUACUUGUAUGGCCCAGCAUUGAGCUCCUUCAAUACUAUCCACGUUGGUGAGGGCGAUUUUGAUGAAGAGAAGGGCGGACUCUGGUUCGAGGAAGGUGGUGACGAGGAAGGUCUCGAGGCUCGUGAAGAAGUUGGCGCCCCUCUCACCAGCAAGGCUCGAAUGAAGUGGGCUCUCAGGGCGGAUAGCAAAGAGAAAUGGGUGUUCGAGUAUGGUCAGACAUAUGGCUUCGACUUCUUCAACCCCUAUCUGAACUUUUCCGACCUCGCUCUGAACCUCCCUGGAUUUCAGCUACCCAUAAUGAAGUACUGGGAUGGUCAAGGUCUCAGAUAUGUCCUGCGCAACAAAGAAACGGAAGAGCCAUAUCUCGUCAUCUUGUUCUCGCUGUACCACAAGGAUUACGUGAACGAGGACGGUUCGUUGAAGGAAGGCGCUCACGAUUCGUUAAAUCUGCCCGACCAAGUCGACACACAGCACGACGACGAAUUCGAUGGAGAAGGAGCACUAAAGGAGGCGACGGAACAAUUGGGCCCCAAAAUUGAUGAGAAAGGGAAUGGACAGACUAGCGCGGAUGAUAUCGACUGA
Molecule: messenger RNA, 1014 nt
Organism: Fusarium pseudograminearum CS3096
Lineage: Eukaryota; Fungi; Ascomycota; Sordariomycetes; Hypocreales; Nectriaceae
Exons: 2
Coding region: 1-1014 (337 amino acids)
Source: RefSeq, a predicted model, not a curated record